ACCACCUCCACCUCUCACGAGCCUCUGUACACGCGUAUCCUAUUAACUUUGUUGAUUCAGUAACAUAGAUACAUCAACAUUACUUCUUGCACCUCUCAAUGCCGUGUCCUGCACUCAUCCCACGCUCGGAGCUCGACUUCAAUCUCUCCAGCCUUGCGCUCACCCUCUCUGGCCCCAAAGACGACCGCGAGCGGCUAGAGCAUUGCUGGGGGAUUCUAGAUUGCGGUGACUGUCACCGAAGUCAGCAUCAUUGUGGGUGGUGUCCGAUUUCCGGAACCUGCCUCCCCCUCCCCCUCAACCCGCUCGCCCGCGCCUUCCCCCUCCUCUCCCCCAUCUCGCACCACCACAUCUGCGCCCUCGGCGCCGAGCGGUUCGAACUGCGCACCGCGGGAUUGGGCUGCCAGGUCUCGACCAUCACGUUCUUGACCAGCAUCGUUACUAUUCUUAUCACUCUCGCUGUUUUACUUGGGAGCUGGCUGCUUAUCAGGCUGGGGAGGUGGGGUAUUGGUGUUUGGAAGCGGGCAAAGGGCGGGUGGGUGGUUUAUGGGGAUGGGAGCGAGGGUGUUUGGGUUAGGAAGGGGGAGGGGUGGGGACCGUGGUGGAGAAGGGUGAGGGGGUUGCAGAGGGAGGAGGAAGUUGUGGUUGUUCAUGGGGAGGAUGGGGAGCAGAGGAGGAGUUGGGCGGCGCGUUUUGGGAUUGGUGGAGGUGAAGGGAGGCGGGGGGAGGAGGAGGAGGAGAGGCCGUUGCUUGGGGGUUGA
Molecule: messenger RNA, 758 nt
Organism: Mytilinidion resinicola
Lineage: Eukaryota; Fungi; Ascomycota; Dothideomycetes; Mytilinidiales; Mytilinidiaceae
Exons: 2
Coding region: 99-758 (219 amino acids)
Source: RefSeq, a predicted model, not a curated record